This is a messenger RNA of Physella acuta, 1963 nucleotides long. RefSeq names its product fructose-bisphosphate aldolase. The record is from RefSeq and is a predicted model, not a curated record. Lineage: Eukaryota; Metazoa; Mollusca; Gastropoda; Physidae. Gene Ontology annotation, molecular function: fructose-bisphosphate aldolase activity. Gene Ontology annotation, biological process: glycolytic process.
AAUAUUAAGAUCGACCUUAAUACGUCACUCGCGAGCCUCGGAUUCGCCCUCGAUCUAUCUAUUCCUCCAAGCAAAGUAGCACUUUGUACCACAGACGAAGUUAAAACAUUUUAGAAUCAACAAUGGCAAAAUCUAAGUCUCGCUUUGCACAGUACCUGACACCAGCCCAGGAGGAUGAGCUGCGUCAGAUUGCAAGAGAUAUUGUGGCACCUGGGAAGGGGAUCCUAGCUGCAGAUGAGUCUGUGGGCACCAUGGGAAAGCGUCUGGAGAGCAUCAAUCUACCCAACACUGAGGACAACAGGCGCAAGUACAGAGAGCUCCUGUUCACAGCCGACAACAGCAUUUCCAACAACAUCAGUGGUGUCAUCUUGUUUGAUGAGACCUUUAGACAGAGCACAGCUGAUGGAAAGCCAUUUGUCAAGGUCUUGCAAGAAAAAAACAUCAUUCCCGGUAUUAAAGUCGACAAAGGUGUUGUUCCAUUGGCUGGAAGUUUAAAUGAAUGCACAACACAAGGCUUGGACGGUCUUGCCGAAAGAUGUGCAGAAUACAAAAAGGGAGGAUGUGGGUUUGCUAAAUGGCGAUGUGUUUUGAAGAUUUCUGAGUUCACUCCAUCAUACCAGGCCAUGCUUGAAAAUGCCAAUGUUCUAGCUCGUUAUGCCAGUAUUUGCCAACAGAAUGGUCUUGUCCCAAUUGUUGAACCAGAGGUUUUGCCUGAUGGUGAUCAUGAUCUAGAGACAGCACAAAGGGUUACAGAACAGGUCCUUGCAUUCACUUACAAGGCUCUGGCUGACCACAACAUCUUCUUGGAGGGUACUCUGUUGAAACCCAACAUGGUGACAGCCGGCCAGGGCUGCACUAAGAAAUACACGUCUGAAGACAUUGCUAGGGCAACUGUGACUGCUCUCAACAGGACUGUGCCAGCUGCUGUUACUGGUAUAACUUUCCUUUCUGGUGGUCAGUCAGAAGAAGAUGCAACAAUCAACUUAAAUGCUAUUAACCAGUUUGCUGGACGCAAACCCUGGCCACUCACUUUCUCAUACGGCCGUGCAUUGCAGGCUAGUGUGUUGAAGGCUUGGGCUGGAACAGACAGUGGCUUCAAAGCUGGACAGGAAGAAUUGUUGAAACGUGCUAGGGCUAACGGUGCUGCUGCUGUGGGUCAGUACCAAGGUGGUGGUGAUGGUGCUGCUACUGGCGAAUCUCUCUUUGUGGCCAACCAUGCAUACUAAGAAACCACGCUACUGAAUGUUUACUUUUUAUUUCAACUUACACAGACAAUUCUUAGACUUUUUACACCUGUUAUGUGUCUAGUAGGAAGUCAUUCACCAGCAUCAUUUGAAGAGAAAGAACUUCGAAGGUUGUAAUUUGAUGAGAAAUGAAAACAUGAAAUUUUUUUUUUUUGGUACUGUUUACAGUUCUGUUGAAGGUUGGCUGUUAUGAAAAGUAAGGGUUAAACUCCAUGCCAUAAUAAUAAAGUCACAACUUAGCUUGUAUAACAUAUCUCAAGUUUUUACUUAGCAUCCCCCCCCCCCUAAGCUUUAGUGUGUUUGUAUUUCUGUCUACACAUGUGUACUUCUUGUCAAUAAUAGUUAGCAACAGAUGGACUAUCUCAUACAUUAUUUUACUUCUUUUAAACUUUAUAAAUUAAUCAAGUAAUUUUUUUUGUUUAACAAUUUAACAUCAAUGUCCAUUUUUUAUACUUGCCAACAAUAAAUGUAUUUUUAGGCUUUAAUUUUUAAACUAUUCAGUAUUUGAGGGAAAAAAACUAAACAGCUUUAUGAAGUUGUAUUAGUAAUUAGGGAUGUUAACUGUGAUUGAUUUUGAUUUCCAAUCUCAUGGUCAAAAUACACUAUUUUGUGUAUUCUCUCAUUGAGGGAAAUUGUGUGUAUAUAUUUUUCUAGAAUAUUUGACCUAAAUCUGCAUGUAAAGUAGCUAAUGUGUAAUAAAUUUUGGAAUAUGUACUCUA